CUACAACAAUGAAGUAAAGAGGGAUCACCAUACGACAGCCAAAAUAGACGCACUGAAAGCCAUUUUAAAGAAGAGGUUAGAAAAUGCAAACCAUAGCUCUAUUGAACAUACCGUUGACAACAUCUUACGUAAAAUUGAAACUGAACGUGAUCUUAGUCAGUAUAUAAUGCAUUGCGAUAUGGAUAUGUUCUAUGCAGCGGUUGAGGUACUUGAUAAUCCCAGCUUGAAAGGCAAGGCUUUUGGUGUUGGUAAGGGGAUUCUCACUACCGCGUCUUAUGAAGCUCGAAAGUUCGGUAUAAGAUCUGCGAUGCCAUGUUUCAUUGCUCAUAAGCUUUGCGACCAUUUUAUUGAGGUACCCAUGCGUAUGGAUCGAUAUGUUGAGAAGUCCCGACAAGUGAUGGAGAUUUUCUCCCGUUUUGACGAAAACAUGGCGGCUGCAUCAUUAGAUGAAGCAUAUCUCAAUGUCACAUCGUAUAUGAACGAGCACGGGUUGACACCAGAGGAAGUGUCUCAACAGCUACGUAAAAUGGUAGAAUGCGAAACUGGACUUACUGUGUCAACUGGUAUUGCCCCAAAUAAGACGCUGGCGAAGAUUUGUUCAGAUAAGAAUAAACCAAAUGGUGAAUUCACAAUGCAGUUCUACAAAGAUACUGUUGUAAGCUUUAUGAAAGAUCUACCUAUUAGAAAGGUUCCAGGUAUAGGUAGAAUCAACGAACGCCUUGUUCAGUCCCUAGGGAUCGAAACUUGCGGCGAUAUCCUAAACCACAAAGUGGAAUUAUACCUGCUUCGCAAGGAAUUACAAUCGGACGGAUUAUUGAGGGCCAAUUUGGGUAUAUUUAGUAAUACGGUUGCACCUGCAAAAAAAGAAGACAGAAAAAGCGUCGGAAUUGAAAAGACCUUCCAACCAAUCUUUGAUACGAAGGUUCUAAUGGAAAAAUUGAAAAUCCUUUGCAAAGAACUUGAAGGUGACCUCAAGCGAACACAGUUCGAAGGUAGAACAGUUACUUUGAAGUAUAAAAAAGACACUUUCGAGAAUUUUACUCGUUCUACGUCUGUCCAUAAGUUUCUCAGCCAGAGUGAAGAGAUAUGGCCAGUUGCGAAGGGGCUGCUUGAGAGGGAGCUACCUCUGACAUUACGCUUAAUGGGUGUCCGAUUGACAAACCUACGACAUAUUGGUGGAACAGCAAAUGAUAUCACUAAAUUUUUUUCUAAACAACAACAGCGAACCACUAGCACAAGCUAUGAUCCACAGGAUGAUAGUGAUGUAGAGAUAAUCGAGAAGGACCAACCGAAAGCUCAUGAAAACGACAAGAACGUGCUUUUUCAACAAAAUGUUGAUACAACUAAACCAUUUUUCGAUGACAUUGAUGAAGAUUCUGAAAGUGUUGAAGAGUCAGACGAUGAUAUUGAAAUAAUACUCCCCAAUUCCAAAUUCAAACGUAAAGAGACAGAUAAGGAUGUUCUUGAUACUACAAGUGACGACACCCUUGAAUGUCCAGUGUGCUUGAAGGAACUCAAGUUGUCUAAUGACGAAUUCAACAAUCAUCUCGAUGACUGCCUCACACAACAAGAAAUAACAUUCAUCGCAAACAACCCGACACCUCCCACUAAGUCACAUAAAAAACACAAAUCAGACCCAUUUGAAAAGCACAAACGCACGAAAUAA
Molecule: messenger RNA, 1666 nt
Organism: Wallemia mellicola CBS 633.66
Lineage: Eukaryota; Fungi; Basidiomycota; Wallemiomycetes; Wallemiales; Wallemiaceae
Product: DNA/RNA polymerase
Exons: 9
Coding region: 167-1666 (499 amino acids)
Biological process (GO): error-prone translesion synthesis
Cellular component (GO): nucleus
Molecular function (GO): damaged DNA binding; DNA-directed DNA polymerase activity
Source: RefSeq, a predicted model, not a curated record